AUGCAUAACUGUCUUACUUUAGUGGACUAUACCUGGCGUGAUGGUGAAGACAGCGGAUUGCAUUCACCCACGAGUCAGGCGAGACAAGCGGCACUUCGUUGGAGACGUAUCACACGUUCUCUAGAUGAACAAUCUUCAGUUGUCUGCGGACCGGAAACCGAAGGUCCCACCGGAUCAGACAACGGACCGUUAUUGCGCACAAGGCGCUCGUUUCGAAGUGAUCUGAGCAUUUCGAAUUCGACUGGGCCACCAGCUACCACACGGAUUCGUAAUAAUUCAUUACUUCUAUUAACCGGUCGUCAACCACCGUUAUACGCAACUUCCCGUCGUAAAGCCCGGGGACCGACACGAAUUUGGGCACCCGUCGGACAUUGUCGAUACCUUCUAGAUCGAGAUCCACGGACUGGGGAGAUUCAGUGGAGUCCGGAAUCGAAUGAACUCGUGUGUAGUCCUCGAACACUAGCCGAAAUUUGUAUGUCACGUCUUGUCCGUGACUGGCCUUGUAUGUUGCCCCCACGACAACCGACAUUACGGAAUGUGAUCAGUUUCUUGUUCAGUGCUCGCGACUCACCGGUCAGUAGCAGCACUCAUAGUGAACCGCAUCGACGUGCGGCAAGUGUUGUUCCACAGAGACGCCAGGCAGAUUCGGCAACCGGUGUUCCGCGAGAUGAGGUGGAGACAAGCAGCACUAGGUGCCCGACCAAACAACGCAUGACCUAUCACGACCUUCCGACCAGUAUUUUGCAAGGUGUGAUCAGUGAGGCCAUUUUGCAACGAGAUUGUGCCGCAAUAGCUGGACUGAUCGCGAACUGGCCGGACAGUCAGAUUGUGGUCCGACGACUAAUUCCACCUGAAGAAUUUCCCCUCUCAUCAAGUUAUUUGACCAAGCCAUCGUUUGUCUUGGUCAGUCCGGAAACGGAACGUGGAAAUCGUACAACUUUGGUCAAAGGUCCCAGUUUGCUAGAUGCUUUCAUUUUGGGCCUAUUAACCAGACAAACGCUUUGCAAACUAACAUCCAUUGACUUCACCGGUUUUGAGGACGAUCGUCGGGUCAGUAUCGAGUUGUCUCGAUUGCCAAUUUUGUGGAUGAAACCUGAAGGUCGUAACUCAGAAACCGUGCGUCGACAUCUGAUGGCAAGUUUGCAUAUUGGGAUCCCACGCAAACGCUUGGAAGCUUACUUCGCCCGGAUCGCGUCGAUUUACGCAAUCUACGAGUCCGAGCUGGGACACGGGAUCCCGUUUGGUAAGUGA
Messenger RNA from Echinostoma caproni, 1251 nucleotides. NCBI's taxonomy places the organism in Eukaryota, Metazoa, Platyhelminthes, Trematoda, Plagiorchiida, Echinostomatidae. The record is from the annotation of a GenBank genome assembly.